UACUACUACUACUACAACUACAACAACAACUACUACUACAUGUGUGACCAGUCAGUCACCUGGAGCGGCUGGUAUCGUCUCUUUAUUAACGGUCUGAGCGCUCAGAUCCCAGACACAUGUGUUGCUGAGUACGGCUGUGGCACCAAUAUCCCACUGUGGAUUCGUGGUGGACACCCAAGAGUUCAGGAUGGAGUCGUUACUCGAGAUGUCUGCGGUCACUAUAACAAUUACUGCUGUUAUUAUGGGUCUUUUCCUAUUAAAGUCAAAGCCUGUCCUGGCAGUUAUUAUGUCUAUGAGUUGGUUAGUCCAACUGUCUGCUAUUCAGCAUACUGUGCAGAUGUCGGCAGCAUUAACACCAGCUCAACAACUGACACACCAGCGACCAUCUCAACUGAUGAUCUCUCUGUUGAUCCCUGCUUCAACUACACUGUGCUGGAUGAUCCAUGGAGAGCCACCAGCAAUCAGUUAUCAAACUACAUGUGUGACACCUCAGUCACCUGGAACGGCUGGUAUCGUCUCUUUAUUAACAGUCUGAGCACUCAGAUCGCAGACACAUGGGAGUGA
Molecule: messenger RNA, 564 nt
Organism: Carassius carassius (crucian carp)
Lineage: Eukaryota; Metazoa; Chordata; Actinopteri; Cypriniformes; Cyprinidae
Product: uromodulin-like
Exons: 4
Coding region: 40-564 (174 amino acids)
Biological process (GO): neutrophil migration
Cellular component (GO): apical plasma membrane; cell surface
Source: RefSeq, a predicted model, not a curated record